Molecule: messenger RNA, 1170 nt
Organism: Apus apus (common swift)
Lineage: Eukaryota; Metazoa; Chordata; Aves; Apodiformes; Apodidae
Gene: MMAB
Product: metabolism of cobalamin associated B
Exons: 9
Coding region: 20-706 (228 amino acids)
Molecular function (GO): corrinoid adenosyltransferase activity
Source: RefSeq, a predicted model, not a curated record
GCUACGGCGGCCGGGAGGGAUGCGGGCGCGGGCGCUGGCGGGGCUGGCGCGGCGGGGCGCGGCGGGGCGGCGGGGCCGGGCUGGGCCGGGCAGCUCUGACAGCGGCCCCGCCGACACCGGCCCCCGCGGCGACCGGACCCCCAAGAUCUACACGAGGACGGGGGACGCAGGCUUCUCCAGCACCUUCACCGGGGAGCGGAGGCCCAAGGGCGACCGGAUCUUCCAGGCCCUGGGAGCCACGGACGAGCUGAGCUCGGCCAUCGGGCUUGCUGGUGAAUUUAGCAGUGAAAAUGGCCACACAUUUGUUGAACAACUUCACAAAGUGCAGUGCAUGCUGCAGGACGUGGGCUCCAACAUCGCCACGCCGCUCUCCUCGGCCAGGGAGGCUCACCUGAGACGAACAUCGUUCAGUGAGAAGCCAGUUCUGGAGCUGGAGCAGUGGAUUGACAGUUACUCAGAGCAGCUUCCUCCACUCCGAGCUUUUAUCCUGCCAUCAGGAGGUAAAAGCAGUGCUGCUCUCCACCUGUCCCGGGCUGUCUGCCGCAGAGCUGAGAGGUGCGUGGUUCCUUUGGUACAAGCAGGGGAAGCAGAUCCCAAUGUGGCCAAAUACUUAAACAGGCUGAGCGACUACCUCUUCGUGUUGGCACGUUACGCUGCAAUGAAGGAAGGGAAGGAAGAAAAAAUAUACAUAAAGCCUGAACCAUAACUGGGAGCUGGAGUGUUUGUUUCCUUCAUCAUGGGAAGCUAAAUCCAGCACUCUGUUCUGCCCCAUCAAGGAAGGAAAAGAGAACAAGCCUGGAUGGGAAAUCUGAGCUGCCAAGAACUUCCAAUUUAAUAGACUAGGACCUUGUUCCCACGUGCUGCAGGGAGCACAGCUGCCCUGCUCACAUGUCCCUGCUCUAGCACUGCAGAGGUGGCAUCAGAGCUGCUGUCUGCCCUGGGUUAGAGCUGAGGCAGGAGCCUUCAAAGGACUGCAGCUGAUGUCUAGGGGUGUCUGAAUUUCCCUGGGCAGCAGCAGGUGCUAUGAAAGGCCUUGACAGAACUCGGAGGGAUGAGAAAACCAAUCAGCUUCUCUUUGUAAGCCAUGAUGUACAGAGCAGCAGCUGUGCAGGGAGUGGGGAACUCUGUCCACAAGCUUGGAAAUAAUAAAUGUGAUUUACUUGUACCAAA